AUGGAGCCCAACAGCCCCAAAAAAAUACAGUUUGCUGUACCACUGUUUCAGAGUCAGAUAGAUCCUGAGGCAGCUGAGCAGAUCAGGAAAAGAAGGCCUACACCAGCAUCACUUGUCAUCAUGAACGAACACAUGCCCCCAG
Molecule: messenger RNA, 142 nt
Organism: Mesitornis unicolor (brown roatelo)
Lineage: Eukaryota; Metazoa; Chordata; Aves; Mesitornithiformes; Mesitornithidae
Product: protein phosphatase 1 regulatory subunit 1C
Exons: 2
Biological process (GO): intracellular signal transduction
Cellular component (GO): cytoplasm
Molecular function (GO): protein phosphatase inhibitor activity
Source: RefSeq, a predicted model, not a curated record